Geodia barretti is the source of this 345-nucleotide messenger RNA. The record is from the annotation of a GenBank genome assembly. NCBI's taxonomy places the organism in Eukaryota, Metazoa, Porifera, Demospongiae, Tetractinellida, Geodiidae.
AUGACAACAGACCUCUUAAUCGUAACGACGGAGACGAUUGACGGAAAAGAGUGUAGGCCUAUCGCGCCAAUCUUGGUGGCGUGUUGUCGCAGCAAGCCUCUGCUAGGUGACAUGGCUGCGAAUGUCAAAAACUGGUCAGUUGGAGGAGAGUUGCGGGGUUAUUCGGAUAUGUUGCAACAGACCGGCCAUAUCGUACUCCAGCGCAUGGCCGAGCAAGCUCAGGAGAUGAAAGCUGAUGCGGUGAUUGGAAUGCGACUCGUUACCUCGAACGUCGCAGAAGGCGCCGCCGAGUUGAUAGGCUAUGGCACGGCAGUGCGGUUUGUAGAUAAGGAAGCUGCUGGUUAA